Messenger RNA from Knipowitschia caucasica, 495 nucleotides. Lineage: Eukaryota; Metazoa; Chordata; Actinopteri; Gobiiformes; Gobiidae. The record is from the annotation of a GenBank genome assembly.
AUGGCGUUACUCUGUUUGUUCUUCCCGAGCUGCACUGAGUUUGUGUGUCUGAAAAAGUUUGAAUCGGAACUACAUGCUCUGAUUGGAGGAUUUGUGCGGUGGGUUUCCGGUCUGGCGCCGCCUCCCCCUGGGGCCGGCGUGCGCUCCCAGCAGCCCCCCUCCCCCUCACUGCUCAGCAGAGCCCAUGCACAAGGAGGCGUGGCGCGAGUGUCAGGAGCCAUGUGCCUCCCUCACUGCCACAACAUGGACCAAUCCAAACUGCCGGGAGGGUCUGUGGGCGGGGCUCAGAGAGGGGGCGUGUCUCUGGAGCCAUUCAUUCAUCAGGCAGGCGAAAACCCGCGGUCGCUGCAGCACUUGUGUCGCCUGAGAAUCCGCCGUUGCCUGGGGCGGCUGCGGCUGCGGUCCGCCACCUUCAUGAGUUUCCUGCCGCUGCCACAGAGACUGAAACACUACAUCCUGUUCAGAGAGUACGAGCUGUACAAGGGCCCGGACUAA